Molecule: messenger RNA, 399 nt
Organism: Rotaria sp. Silwood1
Lineage: Eukaryota; Metazoa; Rotifera; Eurotatoria; Philodinida; Philodinidae
Source: the annotation of a GenBank genome assembly
AUGCUGAAACAAAUUAUUCUUGCUCUUCUUUUCUUAGGUGUUGCUGUCAAUGCUAAAGUCACUCGAGAAGAAAUCGCUACUGUUAAUAAAGAGUUGAGAGCAGCCAUUAGAGUUGACAAUAGAUGCACAACAUCAACGGAUUGUACUGCUGCACCGACUGGAUCUCGAGCAUGUGGUGGUCCCAAUGGUUAUGUUGUAUAUUCAAUUAGAAGUUCUAAUGCAGAGAAUAUUCGAUUAUUAGCGCAAAAAACAGUGCAACUAGAAAAGGAAUAUAACUUGGAAAAUUCAGUCAUGUCUAUUUGUUCGAUGGUUAUGCCACCAACAGUAGUAUGCGAUCAAGCUCAAGAAUGUGCCGCUGGAUCAACAGUCUCACCAUUCAUAUCUGUUCCCUUAAAAUAA